AUGUCAUCGGAUCUAUGCAUACAACCAAGCAAAAUCUCUAAACGCACUAUCGGGCCCCUAGACAAGCGCAAAAUCACAACGCGCUGUCAGCCUUGUGCGAACAGGCGGUGUGACGGGGGGCACCCCUGCGAAAGAUGCGUCCGGACAAAGAAAACAUGUGUGCGGCAGCAGCUAGAGCAAGCACAAGUGAAAUUCGUCCAUGCUUCGGGACAUAUGUUGUCUUACACAAUUCCCAUGCAAGUGCAGAAGCCUGAUAACAUCAUAUACCUGGAUCAUUUUGCAUCCUUCCUUCAGAAUUGCCACUUUAGCAAAGGGUUUGCUGCCACAAAUGCAGACAUAGUCACUAUCAUUGGCAAAUACCCUCUGCUUCUACACAUUGCUAUCGCAAUCGGAGCUUUGGAUGCCGGUAGGAAGGGCUCUAUCAGAUCAUUCGGUGAGCUAGAGUCUCCUCAGCAAAUUGCGUUCCGGGCUUGUGGUAGAUCAAUACAAGAUCUGCAUUCGGCCAUCUCGAUGACGAAUUCAGUCUUUAGAGAUGACGUGUUGUGGUGCACGUUUCUCCAUGGCCUUUUUGAGCUGAUAGCUGAAAGUUCGGGUCACUCAUUCGCAAAUCACAUGGUUUUCGGCACGUCUCAAAUGCUGCUCCUGCUAGACCCUACAACUCCGCUUUCGUUACCCACAAAGAGCUUGAUCGAUGCUUUUUGGAUUCUUGAGAGUAACAGAGCUAUUCUUUAUGGCGACAAUAUUACCCUCGAUCCAGAUAAAUAUCAGUUGAUUUCGACACGAGAAAGCUGGCCAGAUACCUUGAAGAAAGUUCUCAUGCUCAUGACAGAAGCUUCCACAUUUGCGAAAAGGCAAGUGAAUUUUGCUAUGAUUGCUAAGUCCUCUAGGCUUUUUGACUCAAUCGAGAGCAUUCCUCAAAAAUUAAGAUCCUUUGAUCCCAAAUUGGACGCUCUUGCUCUUGAAGGACUCGAAAUUGAAGAAAGAGUUCUCAAUUGGCAAGAAGGAAGCCAUUUAGAAAGGUUGCCGAUGGGGCCUUUUACGCAAUUAGCUGUCAUCGUUCACAACGCUCUUCUUUUAUAUCAUUGCAUGAACUUUACCUUUCAUUCUUGCUGGAUGACACGGUCAAUCCCUCAGCUUAACCAGAGUCAAGUCGACAAACAUGUCUCCACAAUUUUGGAUCUGUCUCAAACCCUUCUCUCGGGUACAUGUAUCCCCGCGGUUCUCUUAUUGUUUCCUCUGCGAAUGGCUGGAGCCCAUGUUCUUGAGAGGCAUGCACAGGGUAAAGUAUUGGGGACCAUUCGCAAGAUACGGCAAAAAGGCUUCAUCGUUUCAGAUAUAAUCGAACUCGAUUUGCAAGAGUUUUGGCACUACAAAUUGGGGAAAUUGACUAAGACGAAUGAAAUGCGAGUAUAA
Molecule: messenger RNA, 1413 nt
Organism: Penicillium soppii
Lineage: Eukaryota; Fungi; Ascomycota; Eurotiomycetes; Eurotiales; Aspergillaceae
Product: Zn(II)2Cys6 transcription factor
Exons: 4
Coding region: 1-1413 (470 amino acids)
Biological process (GO): regulation of DNA-templated transcription
Molecular function (GO): DNA-binding transcription factor activity, RNA polymerase II-specific; zinc ion binding
Source: RefSeq, a predicted model, not a curated record